AUGCCUCCAGAUGGAUCAACCUUCACGGCCCUAAACCUACCCCCGACAUUCGAACUCCCCCAAUGCAUGGAAUACUUCACCCUCCGCGCAGGCCCAAACACAGACCUCUGGCGCAAACCACCUAACGGCGAAACCUCAACAGCCCCAAUCGUCUUCACAUCCCUCCGCCACGCCUUCGUCGUAGCAGAAGUGACCGUGAGCGCAGACUGGGAAAUGGAAUGGGACCAAGGCGGGCUAGUGAUCUUCGCCGGCGCCGCACCACAAUCCUUCUCCUCUGACGUCGAUGGACGAACGCACACGCCAUCAGGAUCAGGACUCCGCAGCGCGCCACGCUCCCCCUGCAAAUGGGUGAAAGCCGGCAUGGAGUUUUCAUCCGGGACAGUGAACGCGUCGUCUGUGAGCGCGACAGCCGACGGGGCGGACUGGUGCUUGUCGCCGCUGGCGCAGUCGGCGCAGGCGGGACUGGCGAUUCACUCGCUGCGCAUUAAGCUCGAGCGGGUUGGACAUGCGCUGUGGAUCUGGUACCAAGUUCCAUCGGCGUCGGUGUUCGCCAUGUCGCCUGGGGCGGUGGGGAGUAGCUGGAAGAAGUUGCGGGAGGUGACGUGGUUCUUUUAUGGGGUUGAGGAUAAGUUUGUGCAUGUGGGCGUUUAUGCGAGUCGGCCGAUGGGGUUGUCGCGUGGGGGCACUAUGUGGGAUGCUAUGCAUGGGAUGACGCUUGAUGGUUCUUUGCCGACGGGUUCGGCGGAUGGGUUGGUGGUUGAGUUUGAGGAUUUGGAGAUUUUUUAG
This is a messenger RNA of Penicillium vulpinum, 786 nucleotides long. RefSeq lists its product as uncharacterized. The record is from RefSeq and is a predicted model, not a curated record. Bases 1 to 786 code for a protein of 261 amino acids. The transcript has a single exon. Lineage: Eukaryota; Fungi; Ascomycota; Eurotiomycetes; Eurotiales; Aspergillaceae.